AGCUACUUCCCCUCAUUUAUAAUGGAUGCGAGAGUUUCGCAAUUGCAGUUGUGCUUUUCCUCCACGAGUGCUUGGAUGAGCAAGUGUACCACCGUCCAUGUAUCAGCUACUCCCAGUCGUCGUAGGGCUGCUAGCCCCAUCCGUUGCGUCUCUCAGUAUUCCUUCUGCGCAGCAGAUCCUCAAUUCCUGGUCCCAUGGAGCCAGUAGCGAACUUUGUCCAGUGGCUCCUAAAGUUGAAGCUCCGGACGAUGGUUUCUUCUCAUCGCUCAAAUUUGUCACGGACGAUGCUGUGAAAUUGCGACAGGUUGACCGCCUCUCGCGAGCAGUCCAAGUCCCAACAGCGAUAGAUGAUUAUAUGAAAGACCCUUAUGACGAGAAAUUUGCUGCAUUCCUAGAUUUCCACGAGCUUCUGCAGGCCCUCUUCCCGCUCCUCCAUGCUCGUGCCCGUGUGGAUCAUGUCAACCGUCUAGGCUUGGUUUUCACUCUCAACGGCACCGACGACAGCCUCAAGCCGAUACUGUUCCUGGCUCACCAAGACGUCGUUCCAAUCAACGACGCCGCUGAUUGGACCUAUCCUCCAUUUGCCGGUCACUUCGACGGCGAAUGGCUCUGGGGCCGUGGCGCUAGCGACUGCAAGAACGUCCUGAUCGGUCUUCUCUCAGCGGUGGAGGACCUGCUAUCUCAGAAUUGGAAACCCACACGCAGUGUCCUCUUCGCCUUCGGCUUCGACGAGGAAUCCCACGGCUUCCUCGGCGCCGGAAAUAUCUCAGAGUUCCUGCAGAAGAAGUACGGCCCAGACAGCUUCGAAUUCAUCCUCGACGAAGGUGGCAUGGGUUUGGAGACCUUCAGCGAUAACGAGAACGACAAGGGCGUAGGUGCCUACGAUGACGAUGGAGUCAUCUACGCGCUCCCCGGCGUCGGCGAGAAGGGCAGCAUUGACAUCAUACUCUCGCUCGCCGUGUCCGGCGGCCACAGCUCCGUCCCGCCCCCUCAUACAGGCAUUGGGAUCAUCUCCGAGAUCAUCUACUCGCUGGAGCGACAGGACCUUUUCAUACCCGUGCUGGACGAGCGGCACCCGUCGCGGCAGAAGCUUGAAUGCCAGGUGCGCCACUCGCCUGCGCAGGUCGAGCCAUGGCUGGCCUCGGCCCUGCGCUCCUCGGACCACGUCUCCCUGGCCGAGAAGCUGGCGCAGUCCCGCGGCGACAAGUUCCGCUUCAUCCUGCAGACUUCUCAAGCUGCCGACCUCGUCGCAGGCGGCGUAAAGUCCAAUGCCCUCCCAGAGAAGAUUUCCGCCCUGAUCAACUACCGGGUUGCCCUGCACCAGACCCCGCAGGAAAUUCAGGCCCGCGCCGUCGACAUCAUCACCCCGAUCGCCCACAAAUACAACCUGAGCGUCAGCGCGUUCCCAGCGGACAAUGAGGUCGACACCUCCCUCAACAACCACCUCACCCUCACGACGCUCAGCGGCGCCCUCGACCCGGCGCCCGUCAGCCCGACCGACCUGCGCACUGAUUCCGUCUGGGCCCGCUUCUCCGGCGUCACCCGCGCUGUCUUCGAGUCCGUCCCCGCCCUUCACGGCAAGACCGUCGUCGUCAGCGGCGACAUCAUGACCGGCAACACUGAUACCAGGUUCUACUGGCCCCUAACACGGAAUAUCUACCGGUGGAGUCCGUCCCGCGCUGGACGCGCGGUGAACAUCCACACCGUCGAUGAGCGCGUGGGCAUCGACGCCCACCUGGAGGCGAUCAUGUUGUACUAUGAUCUCAUUCGCUCUUUCGAUGCUUGGAAGGGUACCACAGACGCCACGGACGACGAGGUUUUGCUUGAACUGUGACCUGGAGAUGGGAGAAGGAGUACCGUGGGAGGAAAAUAAGGAUACCAGUAUGAUACGUAUACCUGGCCGGAGUGAUCUGCGUGUACCGGCUCGGAUGCACCC
Messenger RNA from Aspergillus saccharolyticus JOP 1030-1, 1936 nucleotides. It is a transcript of the gene cps1, whose product is annotated as Gly-Xaa carboxypeptidase. Gene Ontology annotation, molecular function: metallocarboxypeptidase activity. The transcript has 3 exons. The record is from RefSeq and is a predicted model, not a curated record. Gene Ontology annotation, cellular component: fungal-type vacuole lumen. Lineage: Eukaryota; Fungi; Ascomycota; Eurotiomycetes; Eurotiales; Aspergillaceae. The coding region runs from base 98 to 1834 and encodes 578 amino acids.